Molecule: messenger RNA, 2313 nt
Organism: Miscanthus lutarioriparius
Lineage: Eukaryota; Viridiplantae; Streptophyta; Magnoliopsida; Poales; Poaceae
Source: the annotation of a GenBank genome assembly
AUGGCGUCGGCGCAGGCGCCGUCCUCCGCCGCCGCGCCGUCGCGCAAGGAUCAUCUCGAGGCCGGGAAGAAGCGGCUCGAGCAGUUCCGCAAGAAGAAAGCGGCGAAGAAGGCCACUGCAGCUAGCGCAGAGCAGGCAAAAGCGCCUGCUCUUGAUGUAGUGGAGAGCCUUCCUCCAAUUGCCAAUACUGGUAGCUUGGAAGAUGGGCCGGUGUCUGAUGUAGAGCCAAACCAAGCGAGCACGUCUUUGGUGCCAUCAGCUGUAUAUGAGAAUGGCCCAGUGAGUGCUUCCAGAGGUGCAGAAUUCCCGUCAAAUGGUCCUGUCACUGUAAAUACUUCUGUUGGUGUUAGUAAUGUUAGACCCCAGCAAGAUGCUGUUAGUGAUGGAGGAAGUAAGUUCUAUGGGAACUUAAGCUUCUCUGACCUUGUUAAUGGUCAUCAUGAGAACUGGAGAGGUGACGAAGCCCGUAAAAGGGACGAGCACAGCCCUGACAAGGAUGUGCAAUCAACAUCUAAAUUAAGUGCUUUUGGGAACAACAGCAGUUUAACUUUACCUUCUUCUGACAACGCGACGAGUUGGGGAAGAAAUUCUUUAUCAAGUCAAGUACAUGAUACCGAGCAAUCUAGUUCAUAUUCAUCCAGCACCCUUUUUGGAAAGUCUGAAAAUGCCUACACUCAGGAUUACUCCACAAACAAUGAUAUCUUUGGUCAGUUGAGAGCUACCUCCAAAGACUCUUCCCAAGUGGAGCAAUCUGUGUAUGCCAGCACUCAGGAUUAUGGCAAUGCCUUCAAUAGUUCAAGGACCCCUGAUACUGUAGAUCAUGAUACAAAUGUUGGAAUAACUCGGACAUCUGCAGAUUCCACACCUGUUAAUUUUGAAAGACAAGAUCCUUUUCUGUCAUCUGGUUAUCCAACUACAUACACUCGAUCAAGGCCAUCGUUUCUUGAUUCGAUUGGAGUACAAAGAGCCCCUCCAACAACUCAAGCUUCAUAUAGGGAGCCUGCAAAGGCUAAUCAACUAUCCAGCAAUUCAUAUUAUCAGAGUUCAUUUUUGCAGCAAUCAAAUCAACAAUCCACUGGAACUAAUGCUACAGAUAUUUCUCUUGCAUCAGAAAGUCAGAAAUAUAGUCAUGAAAAGGGGUCAUAUGGCAGCUCCAACCCUCCUGAUUUCUCACUUCCCAAAGAAGAAAGAAGUAUACAGCAUGGUAAUCAAACAUUCCAAAACUUCACAACUCAUGGGAAAGAUGAUGAUUUUGCAGCAUUAGAGCAGCUCAUUGAAGAUUUGACAAAAGAGAAGUUUUCCUUACAACGUACUGUUCAGAAAUCUCAAGAGCUAGCAGAAACUUUGGCCACAGAUAACUCUGCAUUAACUGAUAAGUUCAACCAGCAGGCACAUAUAAUCAGCCAAUUGACAUCUGACAUGGAGAGAUUGCAGGAAGAAAUUCAAGCUCAACUGCUGGCGCUGGAGUCUGUCAGGACCGAGUAUGCUAAUGCACAACUAGAAUGCAAUGCUGCAGAUGAGAGGGCAAAAGUGCUUGCAGCUGAAGUCAUUCUACUAGAAGAUAAGGCUUUGAGACUGAGGUCAAGUGAGCUAAAACUUGAAAAGGAAAUCGAAGGUUUACAUUCUGAGAUUUCUUCUUACAGGCGCAAAGUUUCUAGUCUAGAAAAGGAGCGCCAGCAUCUCCAAUCUACUGUUGAAGCUCUUCAAGAAGAAAAGAAGCUCCUAUACUCUAAAUUGAGGAACAUUCCUGUGAAUGAGAGGCCAACAACUACUGUAGAGAAACCUUCAGUUGAUAAAAGGGAUGCAUCUACGGCAACAGAGGAUUUAGAUACUGGGGAGCUCAGCUCUUCAGAAACGCUGACCAGCACUGUUGACACAUUGGAAGAUGCUGGAAUUUCUGUUAGGCGUUCCAACAUUACGUCUGAUUUUCCUUCCUUGGAAGAGGUCUCAUCUAGCAUUCCGGAUGAUCAGCUUAGAAUGAUCGACAACAUCAAUUCUUUGAUGUCAGAGUUAGCAGUGGAGAGAGAGGAGCUGCUGCGAGCACUGAGAAUUGAGUCAUCCAACUGCUCCAAGCUGAAGGAGUUGAAUAAGGACCUAACACAAAAGCUGGAGAUUCAGACACAGAGGCUUGAACUAUUGACUUCUCAAAGGAUGGCUAACGCGAAUGCCCUGGCAAAACCAAUUGACACCCGCUCCAUCAAUGAUGCAGCAAUUUAUGCGGAUGAAGGAGAUGAGGUUGUUGAACGGGUGCUUGGCUGGAUAAUGAAGCUCUUCCCAGGAGGGCCAAAGCGGCAAACCAGCAAACUUUUGUAA